Chrysoperla carnea is the source of this 1310-nucleotide messenger RNA. Its product is annotated as calcitonin gene-related peptide type 1 receptor-like. The transcript has 12 exons. The record is from RefSeq and is a predicted model, not a curated record. NCBI's taxonomy places the organism in Eukaryota, Metazoa, Arthropoda, Insecta, Neuroptera, Chrysopidae. Gene Ontology annotation, cellular component: plasma membrane. Bases 1 to 1284 code for a protein of 427 amino acids. Gene Ontology annotation, molecular function: calcitonin receptor activity. Gene Ontology annotation, biological process: adenylate cyclase-modulating G protein-coupled receptor signaling pathway; cell surface receptor signaling pathway.
AUGUCGGACGUUGAAUAUGCAAAGGAAAGAAUUUUAUUGGACCGUCGUAUGAAAUGUGAACAGAAGUUAAAUAGUAGCACAAUAGAAAUUGAGGGUUUAUAUUGUCCCGGUGUAUUUGAUAAUUGGAAUUGCUGGCCGGAUACACCAGCGAAUACUACAGCUGAAACACAAUGUCCAUAUUUUGUGGACGGAUUCGAUGAAAAACGAAUAGCAUAUAGAUACUGUGAUCCUUUUGGUGAAUGGUUUCGACAUCCCAGUAGUAAUAGAACGUGGUCUAAUUAUUCAACGUGUAUAGAUCAAGAAAAUUUUAAGUGGCACAAGUUCAUCAUAUCAUUACAUGAAAUCGGAUAUUCAAUAUCACUAGUCGCUUUAAUAUUAUCAUUAGCUCUACUGUUCUACUUUAAGACGCUACGAUGUGCUCGAAUUACGAUACAUAUGAAUCUAUUUGCGUCGUUCGCCAUGAACAAUACUUUAUGGCUGUUAUGGUAUAGAUUCGUUGUUAGAGAGCCACAUGUUUUAGAAGCCAAUAAGAUGUGGUGUCAAAUAUUACAUGUGGUGCUCCAUUAUUUUUUAUUAACAAAUUAUACAUGGAUGUUAUGUGAAGGAUUUUAUUUGCAUACGGUACUGAUAUCAGCAUUUGUAUCAGAAGGUCGUUUAUUAAAAUGGUUGAUAGCAUUAGGUUGGGGUAUGCCAUUCGUUGCAAUCGUUGUAUAUACAAUUGCACGAGGAAGAGAUUAUAAUGGGAGUCAGCAGUGUUGGAUAAAUGAUAGUCCAUUUCUAACAAUACUAAUUGUUCCCGGUGGUAUUUCAAUGUUCCUGAAUGUGGUGUUCUUAUGUAAUAUUGUUCGAGUACUAUUAAUUAAAUUACGUGGUGGUCCACAUGUUCAAGGUGCUUGUGGUCCAUCAAGAACUGCACUACAAGCAUUUCGAGCAACAUUACUAUUGGUGCCAUUGCUUGGCUUACAUUACUUUUUAACACCGUUCAAUCCACCGCCAAAACAUCCUUGGGCAAAAACAUAUGAAGUUACUUCAGCAAUAUCAGCUUCAUUUCAGGGCCUCUGUGUUGCGACAUUAUUUUGUUUCUGUAAUGGAGAGGUUAUGGCUCAAAUCCGUAGGAGAUGGCGUAAUGUAAUGUUUCGUCCUCGUGCAAACUCAUGUACAGCGACAACGGUUUCGGUACGUAAGAGAAAAUUAACUUCUCGUUCAGAUAGAAGUCUGUUCAGUAGUUUUAAACGAGAAUCAAGUGAAAAUGAGAAACGAAGUGUCAUAAGUGAUAUUGUAUAAACUUACGUGCGGUCAACCGCAGCUCC